AAUUUACGCCAACUAUGUGUACACCGGGAUUAUGGUAACGGUGCUACUGUUUGCGUUUGCAAUCAAACCUAUUGCGAUGACUUGAGGCCAAUCACCAGAACUCCCGCCGGAGUUGUAAAGCUUUAUGAGACGUCCAAAAGUGGCGAUCGAUUUGCAGAGACUGAGCUCCAGUUCCUAACAUCAGUGGUGAAUAGCACAGCAAAUGAGCCAUCAGUUGCUUCUAAGUCAGUGACCAUUCAAUUGGAUCGCAAUAUAUUAUACCAGAAAAUAAUCGGCUUCGGCGGUGCCUUCACGGACAGCGCCGGCCUUAACAUACAAAGCCUUCCUCAUGAGAUGCAAAGAAGAUUAUUAUCCGAUUACUUCUCGGCCAAUGGCAUCGAAUAUAGUUUGGGUCGCAUUCCUAUCGGCGGCAGCGACUUCUCCACCCAUCCCUACACUUACGAUGACGUGAACGGGGACUUCACGUUAGACCACUUCGCCCUCACCGCCGAGGAUCUCGACUAUAAAAUUCCAUACAUAAAAAUGGCUCAAGAAUUGAGUGCAAAUGAAAUCAAAUUAUACGGCAGUCCCUGGAGUUCCCCGGCCUGGAUGAAGACUAACAAAAAGAUAAACAACGGGGGGUUUCUUAUAGGAGAGCCCGGAAACAAAUAUUACCAGACAUUUGCUAAUUAUUUUGUUAAAUUUCUGGACGCAUACAGUAAACGAAACAUAACUAUGUGGGGGAUAACCAUCGAGAAUGAGCCCAACGCUGGCUUUAACAGCAAAUACCUGUGGAAUAGUCUAGGAUUUAGUCCGGAAUUACAGCGAGAUUUUAUAAAACUAGAUUUGGGCCCAACUCUGGCCAAAGCGGGCUAUGGUAUCGACAAACUGAAAGUCAUGAUAAACGACGACCAAAGGCCUACCGUCAGCGAGUGGGCCCGAGUCAUACUGUCCGACAAGAAAGCGGCCAAAUAUGUGUCGGGCAGUGCUUUUCACUGGUAUGAGAGCACGCCUGAGAAUAUAGCCCAAUUAGACCUGGCUCACAAUCAGUUUCCCGACUACUUUCUGUUGGCUUCCGAGGCCUGCGAGGAGUGGAAGGGAAGGACAGAGAAGGUGUCGCUCGGGAAUUGGCACACGUUUGACAGAUAUGCCAACGAUAUUAUUACUGAUCUCAAUCACUGGACAGCCGGUUGGACGGACUGGAACUUAGCGCUAGACUUAGAGGGUGGUCCUAAUUGGGUGGGAAAUUUUGUGGACUCCCCCAUAAUUAUAAAUCAAACCAGCGCCGAGUACUACAAACAGCCCUUUUUCUAUGCUCUGGGACACUUUAGUAAAUUCUUGUCACCCGAUUCCGUGCGUAUUGGAGUCAAUACGGGCGCCAAUGAACUGAAUGAACUGGAAGUGACAGCCUUUCGGCGAACCGACAAUUCAACGGUACUUAUAGUGUAUAAUAGAAAUGAUGAGCCCAUAGACCUGUCCAUUAAUGACAUCAAUUGCGGUUCAGUCAAUAGUCGUAUAAAAGCCUAUUCAUUGCAGACAUACAUAUGGUUUGAUUAGAAAAGUUUGAAAGUUUUGAAAAGUUUUGAA
This is a messenger RNA of Oppiella nova, 1566 nucleotides long. Lineage: Eukaryota; Metazoa; Arthropoda; Arachnida; Sarcoptiformes; Oppiidae. The record is from the annotation of a GenBank genome assembly.